AUGGAGAACUCAGGCGAAGACCUCUCCUCCACAGCCAGCCACUCCUUCUCCGGCGACGGCGGCAGCGCCUCCUCCGAGGAGAGCGGCUGGACGUCCUACAUCGACUACUUCAUGGAGACGCAGCAGCAGCAGCGACGCAAGGAGGAGGUGAGCCGCCGUGCUGGUGAUCCCUCCACUGACGAUGCUGGAGCUGGACGACGAUGCAGUUCUACAUCGGAGUGCAGCAGUGAUACUGGAGUAGGAGCCUCCACAUGGCUGCCGGUGCUUGCCGAACCGUCGGUGGUGUCGAGAAGGUUGAGCCUCAGGGAGGGCUGGAGGAGGAAGAAGGUCAUGUAUGAUGAGUCCUUGGAGGAUACUGCCACGUCUCCUAUCAGUAGCCCUAAGUUGAUUGAGUUGACCAGGGAUUCAGAUGUCACCCACCACCAGAAGAAAGUAAAUUCCUGUGAUGAGAUUUCGCGUUCUAAGCGCAAGAGUACAUGCAGUGAUGUAAAUGGGGCAAACACAACAAUAGACACAUCAAUCAAGGAAGAUAAGUGCAUAUGA
Molecule: messenger RNA, 543 nt
Organism: Miscanthus lutarioriparius
Lineage: Eukaryota; Viridiplantae; Streptophyta; Magnoliopsida; Poales; Poaceae
Source: the annotation of a GenBank genome assembly